GCGGCAGGCCAGCGUGUGCCGCGACUUCGGCGUGCCCGGAGGCACGCUGCGCGGCUGGCUCAAGGACGAGCCUAAGCUGCGCUGGUUCCUGGACCAGCUGGGCGGCGAGGUGGGCACGCAGCGCAAGAAGAUGCGGCUGGCCAACGAGGAGGAGAUCGACCGCGCGGUGUACUCGUGGUUCCUCGCGCUGCGCCAGCACGGUGUGCCCCUGUCCGGGCCUCUCAUCCAGGCGCAGGCUGAGGCCUUCGCGCGUCAGAUCUACGGGCCCGAGUGCACCUUCAAGGCCAGCCACGGGUGGUUCUGGCGCUGGCAGAAGCGCCAUGGCAUCUCCAGCCAGCGCAUCUAUGGCGAAGCAGAGCCCUCAGGCCCGGGCCCUGUGCCUGGCCCACCGGUCAAGGAGGAGCCCGCAUUGCCCCCCGGAACCGGUGCCCUGACCGACCGCGCCUCUGCCCCACCGCCGUCCACCGAGGGCGGCUACGACGAUGAGCAGAUCUACAACGCCAACGUCACCGGUCUCUAUUGGAAGCUGCUCCCAGAGCGUGCUGCGCCGUUGGGUGCAGGGGACUCCCGGGCAGGGGGCUGUGGCCAGCGCUGGCGGGGUGACCGGGUAACGGUGCUGCUGGCUGCUAACCUGACCGGCAGCCACAAGCUGAAGCCACUGGUCAUUGGGCAGCUGCCUGACCCACCCAGCCUACGCCACCACAACCAAGACAAGUUCCCAGCCUCCUACCGCUACAGCCCUGACGCCUGGCUCAGCCGCCCGCUACUGCGGGGCUGGUUCUUCGAGGAGUUUGUUCCUGGCGUCCGGCGCUACCUGCGCAGAAGCUGCCUACAGCAGAAGGCGGUGCUGCUGGUGGCCCACCCUCCCUGCCCCAGUCCGGCCCCCAGGGUGCCCCCCCUGGAGGAGAGCGAAGAGACCCCCAAGUGGUGCCGGCCUGAACCCCUGGGCCCCCCGGAGGAGCUGCAGACGCCAGACGGCGCCGUGCGUGUGCUGUUCUUGUCUAAGGGCAGCUGCCGUGCGCACAUCCCAGCCCCCCUGGAGCAGGGCGUGGUGGCCGCCUUCAAGCGGCUCUACAAGCGUGAGCUACUCCGGCUGGCCGUGUCCUGUGCCGGCGGCUCCCCGCUGGACUUCAUGCGCAGCUUCAUGCUCAAAGACAUGCUCUACCUGGCCGGCCUCUCCUGGGACUUGGUGCAGGCGGGCAGCAUUGAACGCUGCUGGCUGCUGGGCCUGCGGGCGGCCUUUGAGCCCCGGCCCCCAGACGGCUCUGGGUACCCUGCCCGCCAGGCGGAGGAGGCGGCUGAGCACAGCAGAGUGCUCAGUGACCUGACGCACCUCGCCGCCCUGGCGUACGAGCGCCUGGCGCCUGAGGAGGUGGCUGAGUGGCUGCACCUGGAUGACGACGGGGCUCUGCCUGAAGGCUGCCGAGAAGAGGAGGCCCCUGCACGGCCCUCCUUGCUGGCCCCUGCAGCCCCAGUCAGCCUGACCCUUGGCAUGGGGCCUGGAGAGGAGGAGGAGGUCACUGAGCGUGGAGGCUCCUCGGUGCCCACGGCUGGGGAGGCUGUCCGAGGGCUGGAGACAGCACUGCGGUGGCUGGAGUGCCAGGACCCCAGGGAGGUGGGGCCGCUGAGGCUGGUGCAGCUGCGCUCCCUCAUCGGUGUGGCCCGCAGGCUUGGGAGCCCUGGGCGCCCCUCCGCUGGCCCGGAUGCUGGCGUGUGACUGGGCCAGCAUGGCGCCCGCUGCACUUAGAGAGCUGGUACACUAGUUUCUCAUCCCCCUCUUGCUGCCCCCCUGUGGCCCACCCCAGGGUCCAGGGAUCCCAAGAAUCCAGGCCCAGCAUGACCUGGAGGGGCUCUGUUGGUGGAGGGUCCCCCUGUCCCACUUGUGUGGUGGCUGAAGAGAAGCCCAGCUCCUCCCCAGGCAAGCGCUCACAGGGUCCCCUCACACAAGUUGGGCACAGGCACCUUAGUCGCUGGCCGUCCCCACCCUGGUCCCCCUAGCCACCUGUCCAUCAUGCACUGGAAGAGGGCGCUGGUGCUGUG
Molecule: messenger RNA, 2040 nt
Organism: Tupaia belangeri chinensis (Chinese tree shrew)
Lineage: Eukaryota; Metazoa; Chordata; Mammalia; Scandentia; Tupaiidae
Gene: TIGD5
Product: tigger transposable element derived 5
Cellular component (GO): nucleus
Molecular function (GO): DNA binding
Source: RefSeq, a predicted model, not a curated record